AAGAAGAUCAAGAACCAAAUGUCUUCACUUUCAUUAAUGAGAUCUGUGUUUUUGGCAGCAAUGUUUCCAGUGUCCAUGGCGGCGUUGCAGUCUCUCUAAUUCUCCCCCACCACCCCCACCUCUCUCCAAGUACACUCUCUCUCAUCUCCCUCCAUAAAAACCCCACAGCACCUACACCACCACCAUCACCACCACCACCACCACCACUGGGCUACUCUCCUACUCCUGCUCCUCCACUUUCUCUACUCAAACCCUAUAUGGAUUUUUCCAAUCUCUCAACCAAACAAUGGCUCAAGUAAACCAAGAUCAAGAACUACAUAACACUAAUUUUCUCACCACUACCACCACCACAACCACCAACAAUAAAUCUUGUCAUCCAUGGCAAGACUAUCUUUUCCAAUACCAUCAUCAUCAACCAACCCUAAUUUCCUUUGAAUCCCACCCAACCAGCAGCGGCAGCGCCGGCGCCGGUAUGAGCUGCCAAGACUGCGGCAACCAAGCCAAGAAAGACUGCGCCCACACCCGCUGCCGCACCUGCUGCAAAAGCCGUGGCUUCCCUUGCCCUACCCACAUCAAGAGCACUUGGGUUCCCGUCUCCAAACGCCGUGACCGCCGCCCUCAACCACUCACCAUUCCUGCUGAGCAGAGCUUCCCGGCCGAGAUCACCUCUCCGGCCACGUUCCGCUGCGUCCGCGUCAGCCCUAUCGACGAUGCCGACGAUGAACUCGCUUACCAGACCUCCAUCAGCAUCGCUGGCCAUGUCUUCAAGGGCAUCCUUUAUGAUCAAGGUCCUGAUUCCACCCCUUCUUCUUCUUCUGAUCCUAAUCCUAAUCCUCAUCCUCAUCCUCAUCCUCAUCUUGGAUCUGUAAACCCUAGCUCUGCCUACUCUUAUCCUCAGCCUCCUCCUCUGAAUGAUUUCAUUUCUGGGAAUCAAUUUUUUCACCAUCAUUCAAGACCUUAGAAUACACUUUUGCAUGGCAUUUUCCUUUUUCUUCCCCAGUUCAAAACCCAAGAAACUUCCAUCUUUCUUUCUG
Messenger RNA from Dioscorea cayenensis subsp. rotundata (Guinea yam), 1034 nucleotides. RefSeq names its product protein SHORT INTERNODES-like. NCBI's taxonomy places the organism in Eukaryota, Viridiplantae, Streptophyta, Magnoliopsida, Dioscoreales, Dioscoreaceae. Gene Ontology annotation, cellular component: nucleus. Gene Ontology annotation, biological process: positive regulation of DNA-templated transcription. The record is from RefSeq and is a predicted model, not a curated record. Gene Ontology annotation, molecular function: DNA binding; DNA-binding transcription factor activity. The coding region runs from base 287 to 961 and encodes 224 amino acids. The transcript is spliced from 2 exons.